This is a messenger RNA of Plasmodium gaboni, 1566 nucleotides long. RefSeq names its product putative pseudouridylate synthase. NCBI's taxonomy places the organism in Eukaryota, Apicomplexa, Aconoidasida, Haemosporida, Plasmodiidae. The annotation marks the transcript as partial. Gene Ontology annotation, biological process: pseudouridine synthesis. The record is from RefSeq and is a predicted model, not a curated record. The transcript has a single exon. Gene Ontology annotation, molecular function: pseudouridine synthase activity; RNA binding.
AUGUUUUAUUUCCUCAUAAUUUUCAUAUUAUUAAACUGUUUAAAUAAAUGCUUUAAAAUAAUGAAGAUAGUUAUCCCUCAAACUAGUGGUUUGAAUGUUGUUGAUAAAAAAUUCGAACCCAAAUAUUUUGUUAAGAAUAAAUUGAGAUUUGUUUCUCCUUAUGUUUAUACAUAUAAAUUAUUUUCAAAGAAAAGAUGGGUAGGUAAAAAAAUUGCUGAUGUUAUGACAUCUGAAUUUUGUGCUUAUGAUAUGAAUUAUUUUAUAGAAUCUAUAAAAAAAGGAUAUGUAAAAGUUAAUCAACAAAUGGUUUCGAGUGAUUAUAUUAUUCAAAAUAAUGAUUUUAUAGAACAUAAAUUAUUAUUAUUUGAAAAACCAGUUCUUUGUAAUAAAAUUAUUAUAUUAUAUGAAGAUGAUAAUUUUAUAUGUGUUUAUAAACACUCCAGUUUACCUACCCAUCCAGUCGGGUCUUAUCAAUAUAAUUCGCUCCUAAGGAUCUUACAGAAUUAUAUAAGUACAUGUCAACAAGAUAAACAUGAGGAAGAUCAUCAGGAUAUCCAACAAAAUGAGAACAAAGAAAAUGUAAAUGAAAAUAUAAAUGAAUAUAAAAAUAAAAACAAUAAACAUCCUAAUGUUGAAAUACAAAGCGAACAUGUCAUAAAAAUUAAUUUUAAUUUUAAACAACAAAAUUUUGGUUUCAUGCCAGAUGACAUAAAGGAAAAAUUAUCACAUGAUGAUAAUAAAAUAAAAAUAAAUCAUUCAAAAAAUUAUAAUCAUAAUGAUAAUCAUAGUGAUAACCAAUUUAUUCAUAUAGAUGAUAAGUCACAAACUUAUUACAACCAUAAUGAUACACAAAAUAUAAAUGAUCAACUUAGAAAGCAUGAUAUUCUAAAUAUAUCACAAGAAAGGAAAAAAAGAAGAAAAAUAAAACAAGAAAAUAUUAUAAAUAAGGAACAUAUUAAUAAUAUAUCAAUGAUAUCAAAAGAAAAUGAAAAUGAGCUUGAUACCUUAAAUAUAUUAAUAAAGUGUAGACAAAAAGGUAUAAAUAAAAAUAAUGACAAUAAAAAAUGUGGUGAUAAUAAAAAAUGUGGCGAUGAUAUAGUAUAUGAUGAUGAUAAAAAAUGUGAUGAUAAUAUAGUACAUGAUGAUGAUAAAAAAUGCGAUGAUAAUAUAGUACAUGAUGAUGAUAAAAAAUGUAGUGAUAAUAUAGUAUAUGAUGAUGAUAAAAAAUGUAGUGAUAAUAUAUUAUAUAAUGAUGACCUUAUAAAUAAAUGUAAGGAAAUAUCUAUAGAAGAUACUAACAAUAUAGAAAAUUCAGAAUGUUUAGAAAAAAAUAAUUGCUAUAAUAAGAAUUUGAAGAAAGAUUUAAAAACACAAGACAAAUCAUAUAUCUAUACUCUUCAUCGAUUAGAUAAAUUAACAUCUGGCAUUGUGCUUUUUGGAAAGAAUAAAAAGUUCUCUACAUUUUUUUCACAAAAUAUUUCUGAUAAUAAAAUAAAAAAAACAUAUAUAACAAGAGUAGAAGGAGAUUUUAGAUUAUUAAUUGAUAAAUUGUUACAUCGUAAUAAU